This is a messenger RNA of Drechmeria coniospora, 1032 nucleotides long. Its product is annotated as hemolysin-iii channel protein. The transcript has 2 exons. Gene Ontology annotation, molecular function: signaling receptor activity. Gene Ontology annotation, cellular component: membrane. Lineage: Eukaryota; Fungi; Ascomycota; Sordariomycetes; Hypocreales; Ophiocordycipitaceae. The coding region runs from base 1 to 1032 and encodes 343 amino acids. The record is from RefSeq and is a predicted model, not a curated record.
AUGAGCCCACCGAAUGAACAAGCAGAUCGUCUCCGUCAACGGCACCGGCGCCAGUCCUCAUCAUCAUCCAAGGAUGCCCUCAUCGCGGCAGUCAAGACCCUCGAGCACAAGGCCGAGCGGACGCUUCUCCUCCUCUGGGACGACCUGCCCGCCUGGCGGCGGGACAAUGCCUUCAUACACUCGGGCUACCGUCAGAUCCGCGCCUCAUACUCGCACGCGUUCCGCUCGCUUUUCUACCUGCACAACGAAUCGGUCAACAUCUGGUCGCACCUCGUCGGCGCCCUGCUCGCCAUGACGUCGGCGACGUACCUGUACUACGAAAUUCAACCGCGAUACGCGUCCGCCUCGUCGUCGGACGUCUUGGUCUUCUCGUGCUUCUUCGGCGGCGCCGUGCUGUGUCUCGGUAUGAGCGCGACCUAUCACGCCAUCCAGGACCAUAGCCCGUCGGUGGCCAGGUGGGGGAACAAGCUGGACUACACGGGAAUCGUGGCCUUGAUCGUGGGGAGCUACGUGCCGGCCAUGUACUAUGGCUUCUUCUGCAAGCCGACGCUGUUGACGGUCUAUCUCGGGCUGGUCGGUCCCCCGUCGCCCCCGUUUCCGAUGCCGAACCUGCUAACGUGGAGAGACGCACAGAUAUGCAUCCUCGGCCUCGGGUGCACGAUGGUGUCCUGGCUGGACCGGUUCCGCACACCGCUGUGGCGGCCCUACCGAGCGGCCAUGUUCAUCGGCCUCGGCGUUUCGGGCGUCGUCCCCAUCCUCCAGGGUCUCACCAUCUACGGCUACCGGGGGCUCGAGGACAGGAUGGGCAUCACUUGGGUCAUUGCCCAGGGUGUCAUGUACAUAGCUGGCGCCGUCAUCUACGCCGUUCGCUGGCCGGAGCGGAGUUUCCCAGGAGCAUUCGACAUUUGGGGCAGCUCGCACCAGAUCUUUCACCUCUUUGUCGUGCUCGCCGCGGCAAUGCACUUGUUUGGCAUGGCCAAGGGAUUCGACUACCACCACACCGUCAUGGGGUCGCAAUGCCUAGCCGUCUAG